Molecule: messenger RNA, 3073 nt
Organism: Lycium ferocissimum
Lineage: Eukaryota; Viridiplantae; Streptophyta; Magnoliopsida; Solanales; Solanaceae
Exons: 5
Coding region: 721-2592 (623 amino acids)
Molecular function (GO): protein binding
Source: RefSeq, a predicted model, not a curated record
GAGCUAUCUAAAAUGUUUUUUUUUUUUUUUUUCAGUUUACAGCUCAAAGCUGAUUCUUGAAAUUCGUGUAAAACAUUGAAGGAGCAGCAACUAUAUUCUGUACAACGCCGCUCGUGGACUUAAAGAUUUAGUCGGCUAUAUAUAAUUGUGAGAUUUGGUGGUUAUUGAUUGGUGAAAUUAUAUAUAAACCAUUUUCACCUUUCCUUAAUCCGCCAUUUUCUCAUUUAUGUACAUUGGUUUUACCUUUGUAACAAACUUUACUUGGUUCUAUACAGUGAACUUUCAAGUACAAGAAAUUGUUUUUGAGUUUGUUAUAUUAUAUGGUUUAGUAGAGUGUCCAUAAUCAUCGGCAGGUCGGUGAAACUUGUUGGGAAUUUUCAGUUGCCUUGAGAGGUACUUAAGGUACAAAAAAACAAGUCCAAUAGUGUUAUUAUUGGUGUUUUGUUUGAUACCUGUUUGUGUAUUAUUUAGUGAGUAUAAGGAAACUUCUUGUUUGACAAAAACUAGUUGUCAUUCUGGUUUUUGUAUGGGGUUGGUGAUUGGCACCAUUGUAUGCAGACAUAAGUGUGUUAAUUUUUUAAUACACUUCAUUAAGUGGAAUUUGCAUACUUAGGAUUGAUUAAGGUUUUAAUUAUAUAGUGAGUGAAACUCGGGAUUUGGACUAAGGUAUUUAUAUAUGUGGUGAGAGGGUAACUUGGGAUUUGAUGUGGAGUUCUGAUAAUGAAACAAAUGCAAGAUAUAGAAGAAGUGUUCUUUGAUUCUGCUGACUAUCUGUUGUCAGAAGAACCGGGGUAUGAUUUAUGGUUGAAGGAGCCAGAUAGUGUGAAGAAUCGACGAGAGAAUUUCUUGCACGAAAUGGGAUUUGUUGAGUUUUGCUCUAUGGCUAGUGCAGCCAGUGAUGAAUCUGAUUCAAUGGGACUGAACAGGAUUGCGGAAAGCAGUGGAGCAGUAUCUAGUUCUGCUUCAGAAGAAGAGUUUAUGUGUAAUGAAAGGGAAUCGAGUGGUAGUGCAAAUUCAUUGACCGAUGAAUUAGAUCAGACUUGGUUUGAUGAUCUAGUUGAAGUUUCAAGUGAUGGAGAACAUACUUGUUCUGAGGCCACUUCUGACACUAGUCACGGUAAGGAUAGUAACUUGAAAAACCAGAAAGUGAAGAAAUGGUGGAAACAAUUUAGCCUAAAGAUGAAGAAAAGUCAAACUACUGAUGUAUCUAAGACUGAAAAGCAGAAGGUAAGUCCAAUGGAAGUGCAACUGAACAAGAAAAAAAUUAAUGAGUUCAGUGCUGUUUAUUGUGGACAAGAGAUCAGUGCACACAGUGGCCUAAUUUGGACAAUGAAGUUUAGCCCUGAUGGGAAAUAUCUGGCAAGUGCUGGUGAAGAUGGGGUCAUUCGAGUUUGGCUGGUCACACUUGAUUCGUCAUGUGAAUCACCUAAAUUCAAUUUCAGCAGUCAUCACAUCAAAGGCAAGAAAAAGUCUUGUUACACCCCUGUUAUUCUUCCUGAGAAGGCAUUCAAAAUCGAUGAGUCACCGCUGCAUGAGUUUCAUGGCCAUACUGCUGGUGUAUUGGACCUUGCUUGGUCCUCAUCUAACUGUCUUCUAUCAUCAUCCAAAGAUAAAACUGUUCGUCUAUGGGAAGUUGGUUUGGAUGGAUGUCAAGGAGUUUUCCAUCACAAAAACUACGUGACAUGCAUCCAGUUCAAUCCUGCUAAUGAGAACAUCUUCAUCAGUGGUUCCAUAGAUGGAAAAGUUCGUAUUUGGGGAGUCCCAGAAAAGCGAGUUCUGGAUUGGGUGGAUGUGCAUGACAUUGUGACUGCCGUAGCUUAUCAGCCAAAUGCCAAAGGCUUUGUAGUUGGUUGCAUCUCUGGUACUUGCCGCUUCUAUGAAUUAAACGAAAGUGUACUUUCCCUCAACACACAGGUAAAUCUUCAUAGUAGGAAGAAAUCCUCCGGCAGCAGAAUCACAGGCAUUCAGUUUUUCGAAAAUGACUCCCGAAGAGUUAUGAUAACAUCAGAGGAUUCCAAAAUCCAUAUUCUUGACGGGGUCGAGAUUGUGCAUAAAUAUAAAGGUCGAUCGAAAUCAGGAAGCCGCGCAUCUGCUACAUUUAGCUCAACUGGAAAACACAUAAUAUCAGUUGGGGAGGACUCGCGCGUUUAUCUCUGGGACAAUGCUGAUAUAAGCAUCCGAGCAUCCAAACAAACAAAAUCUAUACGAUCCUGUGAGCAUUUCCUCUCCGAAGGCAUUUCUGUUGCAAUACCGUGGUCAGGGCAGGAAGCAACAGCAAUGGAUUCAGAAAAUAUUGGUUUUUGCAACUUUGACUCAACAAGGACUCAGGAUUCAAGACGAUUUUCUGUAGGAAAUUGGUUUUCUAUGGAUGUCACAUCUAGGGGCUCCGUGACAUGGCCAGAAGAAAUGCUUCUCCCACACGAAAAUGAUGAACACUUUUGUACUUAUAAUGAUGAUCAUCUUCAUCAGCAGCAUAAGAAGAACCUUAACUACAGAGCAUUAUCCCCAGCAUGGGGCCUUGUCAUUGUGACAGCUGGUUGGGAUGGAAAGAUUCGGACAUUCCACAACUAUGGAUUGCCUGUCCGGGUUUAAGACUAUUCAUAAACUCAAGGAUCUUUUAGUUGUUGAGGCAUCAUCGUUGAUGGCAUUUUCCACAACCCGGACAUGUUUGAAUGGAUGGAAUUGCCCCAUCUUAGGAGCUAUGUUGCUUUGAUUUUCCAAAAAUGUCGCCACACCUGUGUUGGAUCCUCGAGAAAUGUAUAAUAUUUGGAGGGUCCGACACGGGUGUGGCUGCACUUUUGAAUAAUCCGAGCAGCAUAGCUUAGGAGAGUUCGUCUGCAGAUAGAAACUGCGAUGGACAUGAAUUCAAUGAAUCUUUACAAGAGUAAUAUUUUGUUUCCUUGUGAAGUUGUAUAGUUGAUUUUUCUUUCCCUGUAGUAUUCUUCCUCUUCUGUUCUUUAGCUAGGACAUGAUAUCAGAUUAAUUUUUUGACUGAUCAUAUAUUGAAAUUUGUAUCUGAUAGUAUAAAAGAUAGAAUUUUUUUAACUGAAGAUGAUUCAAAAAAGAUUUCGUG